Amphiprion ocellaris (clown anemonefish) is the source of this 4500-nucleotide messenger RNA. RefSeq names its product chitin synthase chs-1-like. Bases 11 to 3850 code for a protein of 1279 amino acids. The record is from RefSeq and is a predicted model, not a curated record. Gene Ontology annotation, cellular component: cell septum; cell periphery. NCBI's taxonomy places the organism in Eukaryota, Metazoa, Chordata, Actinopteri, Pomacentridae. The transcript is spliced from 22 exons. Gene Ontology annotation, molecular function: chitin synthase activity.
UACAGUCACCAUGGAGGAGGAAAGAGACCUGCCCAAGAGGUCGUGGGACACCUGUAGAGAGGUUCCGAUCAUUGAAGAUGAAAGGACACCGUGGAAGUUGAUCAAAUUACUAAAGAUCAUCUCUUUGAUUAUAGUAGCUCUUUUUGUGUUUGGACUGGCAUUGUGUAGCAAGGCUUCUUUGCUUCUCCUCAUCACGCUAUCACAAGAAGGCACAAAAGUCAUCCCAGAUAAUCAGAAACCCGUCGCUCUCUUGUGUAUCGGCUGCGCUCUAAUCGCCCCCAGUGUCUUCCUGUUUCUCAAAAGCUUCUGGAAAUCAUGUCACAAAACAUCGAAGGUGCCCAAAAAAACAACCACUGCCCUGGUUCUGUUCUUUGAGUUUCUGGUGUCAGUGGGUGCGGCCAUUCUCAUCAUCGUGGCGAUGCCUCAUUUGGACAUUGUGACCAACGUGACCAUACUGAACAGUGUGGCCGUCUUCUCUGCGCUCCUUCAGGUGGUCGCUCAGUGCACUUCCAAGGAAAGGAACCGCUUCCUGCUGCCUUCCAUCACCGCCUUCAUCCUCAUUCUGCUCGGUUUUGUUCUGUUCCUCGUCCUGUACAUCAUCAAGGAUCCGACUGAUACCCAGAUGACCAUUUGGGUGGGUCUGGCUGUUGGUGGGGCCUUCUUGGUGUCUUUGAACUGGUGGGAGAACUACUUCAGAGUGAUCUGUGAGAACACAAAGUCCACCUCCCUCAAGAACUUGUGCAAAGACAUAACAAGGUGCCGGAACAUGCUACACAUCCUCUCCAGCCUGAUCAGGAUUAUGGUGACUGCCUGUGUGCUCGGAGCCUACAUCCCUCUGGCUAAAAUGGAGUGGGACAUCGUGACCUCCAUCCCGAGUCGUGAGACCAGGAUCAUAGCCAUCAUCAUUGGAGUCCAGCUGAUCUCUUCAGCUCUUUGCCACUGGUUUUCAUUGGCAGCCUGCAAGAUGCACGCCCUGCGACGAUGCUUCAUCCUGCCUUUGUACCUGGCCUCUCUGGCUGUGAUGGCCCUGUUCGUCAUCCCCGUCAUUGUUGACUAUCAGAACUACAUAAGCCUGAAUGGAACUGCAAGCACCAACUUCACAAGAUACUGUAGUUUAGUUGUGGAUGCAAGAAACCAAAGCGUGAACGGCAGCGUGUUUCCAGAUCUGGUUUUGGACGUUGCACACACUCUGUGCUUCCUGGACAUGUCCACGAUCUUUGACAUCGGCAUGCUGACAGGAUUAGCAGUGUCCUGGUGGCUUGGUCUUGUGAUGGCCACCCUUCAUCUCUGGUACCUCAAUGUGUAUCGCAUCCAGAGGACACAAGACCUGUUCGUCAGGAGGCUGUAUGAAGGAACCUUUAUCGAACAGUCUCUGCUCCUCAACACCCGAUUCGACAUCCGGACCAAAGACAGGAAAAAGUUUAAGGAGUUUGAAACAACAAUGGUGUAUCUAUGUGCGACCAUGUGGCACGAGACCUACGAUGAGAUGAUGAACAUUCUGAUCUCAAUAUUCAGACUGGACAAGUACAGACCAAAGAAUGAAACAAAGUUCAAAGAUUUCACCUUUGAAGCCCACAUCUACUUUGAUGAUGCAUUCCAACAUGUUGACGGGAGUCAGGAACGCCAUCUUAACGAAUAUGGAGAGAACCUUGUAGCGAUCAUUACAGAGGUUUAUGGCAUCUUCAACAACAUUAAUGAAAAGUUCUUCAGGAAGCAGCAGCAAAUCCCUGAUCAGACCAUCAUAAGAACACCGUAUGGAGGUCGUCUGAUCGUCACCAUGCCUCAUGGGAACAACAUUGUGGUUCACUUCAAGGAUAAAGAACUCAUCCGUCACAAAAAGAGAUGGUCUCAGAUCAUGUACCUUUACUAUCUGCUGGGGUAUAAACUCAUGACCAAACAUUACUUACGGUGGAAGAUGAACGAUGAUGAGAAGGAACUGAAAGAAAAGGUCGAGAGAGAGAAGCACAACACCUACCUCCUGGCUUUAGAUGGGGACACAGACUUCCAGCCUGGCGCUGUGAUGCUGCUCAUCGACCGUAUGAAGAUGUACCCUCGAGUCGGGGCAGUGUGUGGCAGGAUUCACCCCACUGGAUCAGGUCCUGCAGUCUGGUUCCAGAAGUUUGAGUAUGCUGUCAGUCACUGGCUGCAGAAGACAGCGGAGCAUGUGUUUGGAUGUGUGCUGUGCAGUCCCGGAUGCUUCAGUCUGUUCAGAGCAGCAGCGCUAAUGGACGACAACGUGAUGAAGAGAUAUUCAACCAAGUCCAUGGAGGCGAGUCACUACAUCCAGUAUGAUCAAGGUGAGGACCGCUGGCUUUGCACUCUGCUGUUGAAGCAAGGAUGGAGGGUGGAGUACAACGCAGCAUCUGAUGCCUACACCAACGCACCAGAGAGCUUCAAAGAGCUCUACAACCAGCGUCGGCGAUGGGGACCAUCCACGAUGGCCAACAUCGUGGAUCUGCUGGGCGCCACCGACCUGAUCUCCAAGAGAAAUUCCUCCAUGUCCAAAGCCUUCAUGUUUUACCAGCUGUUUGGCAUCAUCUCGGGCACUCUGGCUCCUGCCACCAUCUGCCUUUUGCUCGCAGGUGGACUGUCCCUCAUCUUUAGCAUUGAUCCUGCUGGCGCUCUGAUCAUUGCUGUGAUUCCUCCUGCCAUCUAUCUGGGUCUUUGCUUCCAUCUCAAGGCAGACACUCAGAUCGCUAUAGCAGCAAUCAUGAGUAUCAUUUAUGCAUUCCUUAUGUUGGUGGUGACAAUGACCAUUAUUGCAUCAAUGGUGGACAACUUGGUGUCACCCAGCAGCAUGUUCGUUACCUGCAUGGGCAUCAUUUACAUAGUCACUGCGAUAAUGCAUCCUCAGGAAUUCGGCCUCAUUUUCUAUGGCUUGCUCUACAUCAUCUGCGUCCCCAGCGCCUACCUUCUGCUCACCAUCUACUCCAUGGUCAACAUGAACAAUGUCUCUUGGGGGACCAGGGAGACGAAACCUGCCGCUGGCGCUGCUCCACCUGCAGCUAACAUCCCGCAAACAAAAGCACAGAAAGCCAAAAGCACGUUCCACUGGCUCUUCUCAUGGGUCAAAUGUUGCAAAAAGUCCAGCCGGAGCUCUCAAGAUGGACAAGUCAUUAGCGACCAGCAAAACAUGAUCCCAGAGCAGCCUGAGCCUCAACCACAAAACACCAUUGUGGAGGACACAGGUAUCCCAGAAGCAGAACAGGGGCAAGCGGCACCUGUUUUCAAUAAUCCAGUUCAAAGUUGGGUCACACAGCUACAGAAUGUGUCUGAUGACAUGCGACUGCAGGAGGAAUCCCUCGACCAGGACGAGGUGAAUUUCUGGAACGAGCUGCAGGAGAAAUACCUGAAACCUCUGGCUGAUGACAAAGAGAGGCAGAAGAAGAUUGCCAAUGACCUGCGAGAGCUAAGAAACAAGAUCAACUUUGCCUUCUUCAUUGUGAAUGCUUUCUGGCUGGCCGCGACGUUCACCCUCCAGGUCUUCAACGAAACCUUCGCCAUCAAGAUCCCAGCGGUCAACAUCGAGCUCAAACGAACUGGAGGAACCAUCAACAUCGAUCCCAUUGGCAUAAUGUUCAUUGCGGGAUUUGCUCUUUCGGUUUUUCUCCAGUUCAUUGGCAUGUUUUAUCACAGGAUCUACACUCUGAUCCAUUAUGUGGCCUUCACGGACACUGAGCCCAGAGAGAGAAAACCAGAAGAAGAACAGCAUGAAUACCUGCCAGGCAAAAAGGACGACCAGGUCUCCAGUGCAGACUCUACGUACGGCUCCCAGCAGGACUCUGAAAGCGACUUCAGCGAUGAUGAUGAUGAUGAUGAUCUAUGGAGUAGUAGAGGGACUUUGGUGUAAACACAGACAUUUUGCACAAGAAAGCACCUUUUGAGGACUUUGAAGUAUCCAUUGUGUGUGAGAUUUUACCAAAAGCUGUCCUUAGUAUCACAGUUAUUAUUAUUUUGUUUACAUUUAGCCAAGUGCAACUUAUUUAUAAAUGGGUUUUAUUGAAUUAGUGUGUCACAAUGUGCUCCGCAGUAUCUAAUAUGCAUGUUAAGUCUCUAUUUUUCUAACUUCAAAGAAAGUGUUUGUGUUCUGAUUGUUGAUGCUAUUUAUGAAGGAUUUGAGGUUUUGUUAUACUGUGCAUGUGAGAUUGCUCUGAAUUUGCUGUUUUUGUUUUUAUUGAACUUUAAUGUCGAGAGGAAUGAAGUUUAGAAACGGUUUCGACUGCCUGAAAAGGAGUAAAACUGUAUGCGUUUACUGUCACAAAUAUGCAAAUGAAGUUCUUUUAAGGAGAAAAAUGUCAGAUUAUCACUUCAGUAAUGAAAUCGAGAAAGUUUAAGGUCAGGGAUUCUCAUAUUGUUUUCGGACAUGAAGUAUUGUAUUCUUUUACCAGGACAACACACAUAUAUAAUUAAAUAUUUUCUGCUGCAGCAUCACUGGUUCAUUGUGUUCAAGUAUCUUCUUGUGCUGGUGGUAUGUUAAACAGUAAAAAUUUGGAUUCCAAA